UGGUCUGUCAUGUGAUAUUUUUCUCUUCGCAUUUUGAACACCUUCAGAAAAUCGAUCGUCUUCGUGCGGGGUAAAUAGAAGGUUUCUGGUGCGAAAAUAUUCCUUAACUUUCCCGGAUACUACCAUGGGUGCUUCCGCGCUGCCGAUUAUCAUUUUCUCCGCCAUCUUCGGCGUGGUUGGCAUUGUGCUGCCGAUAGUAGCGCCCAAAGGCCCGAACCGUGGGAUCGUCCAGUGUGUGCUUAUAUUAACGGCGGCAACAUGCUGGUUGUUCUGGCUAUGUUGUUACAUGGCUCAGAUGAACCCUCUGAUCGGUCCAAAACUGCACCAGAAUACGAUUCUGAUCAUGGCACGUGAGUGGGGCAAUCCUCUCCAAGAUAUGGAUUCUUUCCAACCUGAGCAUACCGAUCACUAAUCGGUUGCAGCCAAACAGAGCGUAUAACAUCAAACGCCGAAGUAUAAGAUCCACCUUGUGGAAACAUUCCCAUCUAUACUGCUUGAGCGAACAAAUUCCGUGUACACCGUAACAGGUUUUCAAGCAUUAAACAGAACGAAGCAUGGUUCAUUGCAGGCAUUUCUGUCUGUGUGACCUUCACCAUUAAGUUUUGUUUAUCGUACUCCCGUAUCCAAAAUUCAGUACAUUUCAUUCAACCACUGUUAGCUCCCUUUCAUGUCGGUACUUUUGGAAGGUAAAGAUGUAUAGUUUGUUGUGUUUUAUUCAUUUCUGCCGUAAUGAUUUAUCCUAGAAUGAUGUAUUAUAUGAAUAAAGUAACCUAAAUCCCAACGGCGUGAACAAAAACAA
This is a messenger RNA of Anopheles funestus (African malaria mosquito), 799 nucleotides long. Its product is annotated as V-type proton ATPase subunit e 2-like. The transcript has 3 exons. Gene Ontology annotation, molecular function: proton-transporting ATPase activity, rotational mechanism. The coding region runs from base 125 to 412 and encodes 95 amino acids. The record is from RefSeq and is a predicted model, not a curated record. Gene Ontology annotation, biological process: proton transmembrane transport. NCBI's taxonomy places the organism in Eukaryota, Metazoa, Arthropoda, Insecta, Diptera, Culicidae. Gene Ontology annotation, cellular component: proton-transporting V-type ATPase, V0 domain; plasma membrane proton-transporting V-type ATPase complex.